This is a messenger RNA of Haliotis rufescens (red abalone), 2031 nucleotides long. RefSeq lists its product as uncharacterized. The transcript has 7 exons. Lineage: Eukaryota; Metazoa; Mollusca; Gastropoda; Lepetellida; Haliotidae. The coding region runs from base 329 to 982 and encodes 217 amino acids. The record is from RefSeq and is a predicted model, not a curated record.
CAUUGCAUGGGUUGGUGUGACAGAGUAGCUCGGUGAAGACCCACUGCUUGAGUUACUGCUGAAAACCGCUCCCGAAUAGUUCAAUACACACAAUGCAAUAGGACAUCCUGCACGUGUAUGUGGAAUACACUAUGGGAAAUAUGCAACCUGUGUAUAUGUGGAUCUGCCGAGCUUUGAGUCUUAACUCCAUGUAGAGCAUAAGCCAGUCCUUGUGUUGGAUUGGCUCAAACAGGACUGCGCUUCUGACAAACAUCGGCACGGAAAUCUGUUGAAGCGAAGGAGGACGGAUGAUGGCUGAUUGACCCGCAGUGUAUAGGGCAGAUUUCGAAUGCACAUUUGCUUCGUUGGCCUACAACUAGUGGCAUCCGCUGAAAGACAGCAAUCAGUGCGGAAGUCGGCAUCAGAAGCAGUAGCCAUGUACGAUAACCGGUACAAGAAGACAUCUUCUUUCCCCAGCAUUUUGAUGCAGUACGGCCCGCCUUGCGUUGCUAAACAGGUGCACUGGUCCCACAGAAUCAAAGAGAAGGAGCAACGUAAGAGAAUGAGACAGAGCAGAGACGAUCUGGAUAGUCCAGGGACAGUCGUGGAGAAGAAGGGGAAGGCGGAGAUGCGGACUCUGAGACUUGAGACGAUUGCCAGGGAACAGCUGGCCAGGUAUGACAGCUAUAUCCAGCGCCUCCACGACAAGGUGGCCAGACAGAGAACAGAGAUGAGGCGCCGCGCAGAGGAGACUGAGACAAGGAUACUGGCACGGGAGCAACAGAGACGACGAGAAAGGAAUGCAAGGAAAACACAACCUCUCCCUCCCAUCAACAACCCUGAACAUUUCAAGAAGUAUCCAAAAACAAAGUUUGGAAAGACGGUGCUCCUUGAAGACGACAUGAAGAGGAAGGGCUUGCUGCGCUGUCAGGAGGAAGUGGACCAGCUCUGGCAUAGUAAUACGUACGUCCACAAAGCUGUAGGUCAGCACUCCUCCGUCUAGUUCGUGCUGUACUGUCUAGUGACAUGUCUACUGCACUGCAGGUAUCAAAUACCUGAUGAGGACGAUACAUCGCUGUCUUCUUCCACCUGUUAGGAAUGACACGGCCUUGCCUGGUUCGUGUAUGCGCUGGAAGUUUUGGGACUGAGGAGACCCUAACACAUAGUGCUUAUUGUUUGUCCACAAAAGGAGGGGUAGGGGAUGUGUUAUGUGACCUGGCUGUGUGUAAUUUUAUCCGAUGGCGUGUGCAUACUUAUUACCACUGGUUUUUCACCAUACAGUUGCAAUAUCUACACACGUGCAGUUUGCUUGAUGUCUCACGUAUGCAAUCGUAUCUCUAUGAAUCUAUAAUACUGUUAGUUAAUCGAUGCUGUUGAUGCCUCGCAAUAGCGAAUAUGUUCAACUAUCUCGGAAUUACAACGUGGUCCCUUUGGGACUGCAUAUUCACGCCCGGGUGUUCAGUCUAACUGUACAGACAGGUCUGUUCAUGCAUGGGUGCUGUGCGAGGGAUCAGGGAGAUUUCUAUAAACUACUCAGCUGAAUCUACAUUGCUGUCAGAUCACGGUGUAGCGUGAACAAUGGACACAAUCUCGUCCUCCCUGCAGAUCGCACCAGGUGUGUCUACCGAGUGGGGUACGAUCUGCAGAAUAGCCACUGUCAAUGGCGUACAAAUAAAUAAAACACAGCAAAAACCCAACAACAAAAACUAAGUACAAGUAAGAAGGUAAGAAAUAUUUAGGCAUUAGGCAAUUUAAAGACUGCCAUCUAGGGUGUCAGUUGUUGGUUGCCCUAUAGAGGGCACGGCGCAUGUCAGCAUACUGAAUUCCUACUGUUGUGUAAAGUUUCUUUAUCAAAUCCGGAAUUUGUAAUGAUUUCCAAUUGGUACUAAAUGUGAUGAUGUUGUUCAUGCUCUCACAGGUGUUGCCCGGACGCUCCCGGACGUUAUUUAGUUGGACCGAAUACAUGUAAUUGCUUGUGGGGAGAUGUGUCAACGUCAUCUAACCAGUUUUAUCACACGAACAUGUCGAUUAAAUUUGUUAUUGCGAUCAUCA